Orycteropus afer afer is the source of this 1092-nucleotide messenger RNA. RefSeq names its product caveolae associated protein 4 (gene CAVIN4). NCBI's taxonomy places the organism in Eukaryota, Metazoa, Chordata, Mammalia, Tubulidentata, Orycteropodidae. The transcript has 2 exons. Gene Ontology annotation, cellular component: caveola; cytoplasm. Bases 1 to 1092 code for a protein of 363 amino acids. The record is from RefSeq and is a predicted model, not a curated record. Gene Ontology annotation, biological process: regulation of gene expression.
AUGGAGCACAAUGGGUCUGCUUCCAGUGCCGAUGGAAUCCACCAGAACCGCUUAUCAGGUGUUAGGGAAGAGGAGGACCAAGACGCAGCCCUCACCAUUGUGACCGUGCUGGACAAAGUAGCCUGCAUCGUGGACAGUGUGCAGGCGAGCCAGAAGAGAAUCGAGGAGCGACACAGGGAGAUGGAAAACGCGAUGAAGUCCGUCCAGAUCGACCUGUUGAAGCUCUCGCAGGCCCACAGCAACACAGGCUACAUCGUUAACAAGUUGUUUGAGAAAACCCGAAAAGUCAGCGCUCACAUUAAAGACGUGAAGGCCCGUGUGGAGAAGCAGCAGGUGCAUGUCACAAAAGUCGAAUCCAAGCAAGAGGAAAUAAUGAAGAAAAAUAAAUUCCGUGUCGUCAUAUUCCAGGAGAAGAUUCGGUGUCCGACCUCCCUGUCCAUCGUUAAAGACGAAAGCCUCACUGAGAACCAGGAGGAAGAUGCCAGUGUCUUCGACCCCCCCAUCGAUCUGUCUUCUGAUGAAGAGUAUUACGUUGAGGAGAGCAGAUCGGCUAGGCUUAGAAAGUCAGGCAAGGAGCGCAUCGACAAUAUCAGGAAGGCAUUUUCCAGAGAAAACAUGCAGAAGACACGGCAGAACCUGGACAAGAAGGUGAACAGAAUUAGAACCAGAAUCGUGACCCCUGAGAGGAGAGAGAGGCUCCGACAAUCCGGGGAGAGGCUCCGGCAGUCCGGGGAGAGGCUGAGGCAGUCCGGGGAGAGGUUUAAGAAAUCCCUCUCGACUGCUGCUCCCUCGACAGCAGCUUUUAAGAUGCGCGGCCUCAGGAAAGCUAAAGACCCCAGUGUGGCUGAGGGCCAGGAGGGCAUCAAGGAGCUGGGCGUGGACAUCAUCGCCAGGAGCGAGUCUCUGCGCCCCAUUGGUGAGCUGUACCCCGAAGAGCUGCCGGAAGCGGAAUGUGGCGAGGCCAGGGCGGUGUACCCUGCCCAGGAAGGAGAGGAAAUCCUGACCGCUGAGCCUUUAAAGGUUACUUUUAAACCUCAGGUGAAAGUGGGUGAGGACGAGUCUCUCCUGUUAGAUUUAAAGCAGACAGCGUAA